ACAAUAAACAGUCGAUGUAUAGGCUACCGUUCGGUAAAGUGUUAAUAAUAAAAUAAGUAAUGUUUAAAUAUAUGGACCUAAAUAAUAACGAUACACAACUUGCGUACUGCUACGAAGGCCAGCGUAGGAGUCCCUCUGGGCACAACCCCCCUUUCGGACAUUAACACUGAAGAAUCAUAUAAAAAUCAUAACACUGAUGCCAUUUUCAAUCGUCAGCAGGCAUUCCAAUGCCACAAUAACCGUUUGAAUCCAGCAGUAAUCAACAGCAUCAGAAAUAGGAGAUCCAUGAGUUUCAAUAACGAGGUGGUCCGUUAAAAGAUUUAGCACCGCAUUAUCAUGCUCGUGAUAUCAUUUCGACCAGUGAUGUUUGAUUGCGCGCAAAGGUAUGUCGUUUCUUACUGCGGAGUGUUCACAUCUAAGCGAAACCAGCACACGAUUGUUUUAGGUUGUCAUUCCUGUGAGACUAAGAAACUCUGUGUUCUACAUAGUUUAUAUAUAGAAACAAAGUUAUGAUGUAACAAAGUAAAAAUCUCAGGGGAAUUUUUACAUAACCUAAAAUGGAGUAUUAUAUAAACAAAAGUGAAUAUAUAGUAAAACUGGAUGAGGAAUUAUUAUAUAAAGAUUUAGAUGAAAGUAUUAUUUAUCAUAUCGAGAAAAAUCAUCCCCAAAAAUAUUUUGAGCUAAGUGACAGCUAACAUGCAGGAUUGCAAGCAUACUUCGCUCGAUUACCUACGGAAAUAAUAGGAAUGAACCCAGCAAAAGAUCAAAGAGCUGGUAGGUUUACCCCUCCACGACAUCCACAAACCAUGGGAAAACCCCAAGAAACACAAAAAAUUGAAACAGUUGACAUAUCUACCUCUCCACAACAUGUACAAACCAUGGGAGAGACCGAAAAAAAACGAACAAUUGAAAUAACUGACAUAUCUACCUCUCCACAACAUGUACAAACCAUGGGAGAGGCCGAAGAAACACGACAAUUGAAACAGUUGACAGAUCUACCUCUCCACGACGUGUACAAACCAUGGGAGAGGCCGAAGAAACACGAACAAUUGAAACAGUUGACAGAUCUACCUCACCACGACGUGUACAAACCAUGGGAGAGGCCGAAGAAACACGAACAAUUGAAACAGUUGACAGAUCUACCUCUCCACGACGUGUACAAGCCAUGGGAAAGACCAAAGAAGCACGAAAAAUUGAAACAGUUGACAGAUCUACCGCUCCACGACGUGUACAAGCCAUGGGAAAGACCAAAGAAACACGAAAAAUUGAAAAAGUUGACAGAUCUAAUUCUCCACGACGUGUACAAACCAUGAGAAAGACCGAAAGGGCGCAUAAAGUUAGAAAAGUUGACAGAUAUGUCAGUUCAGGACAUCUACAAACUUGGAGAGAAAUCCAAGGAAGAGAAAAAUGGUGGCGACAUAUGGCAAAGUACAGAACAGGAAAUUCCGACUACUUUAAAAGCCAACGGCCUUGUGUUGAUCCUGAUGAACCAUCAACUUCGAGAGUAAACAUGUACAUUGUCGAUUAAAAAGUAAUGUUGUCUACUUGGUGAAACAUUCUGUCAAUGUUUCCUUCUAUAGUAUCACCAUAUGAGAUUACAUGUAAACAUAGCGUAUAGUUGCUCGAAAGUGAUAAAUUAGAGUAACAACAAUUAAUUACGAUAAUUAUAGUUAACCAUUUUUGCAGGACAAUUCGAACAACACUUAUCCAAAUCGCAAUCGUCAGCAUGCAUUCCAAUGUUAUAAUAACCGUUUGAAUCUAGUAAUAAUCAGCAGCACCAGAAACAAGAAAAUCAUUCGUUUAUAAAACAAGCACAAAUCAUUUGAAUGAAUGUUUCAUAAACUAACAAAUAAUAAUAUUAUAUAAGUUAUUUACU
Nomia melanderi (Alkali bee) is the source of this 1876-nucleotide messenger RNA. Lineage: Eukaryota; Metazoa; Arthropoda; Insecta; Hymenoptera; Halictidae. The record is from RefSeq and is a predicted model, not a curated record.